Messenger RNA from Strigops habroptila (Kakapo), 645 nucleotides. It is a transcript of the gene ODF1, whose product is annotated as outer dense fiber of sperm tails 1. NCBI's taxonomy places the organism in Eukaryota, Metazoa, Chordata, Aves, Psittaciformes, Psittacidae. Gene Ontology annotation, cellular component: outer dense fiber. The record is from RefSeq and is a predicted model, not a curated record. Bases 1 to 543 code for a protein of 180 amino acids. The transcript has 2 exons.
AUGUCGUGGCACGAUCGCCUAUUGGAAGAAGCCAGGCAGGAUUUGAGGCAGGUGGAGAGAGAGAUGCAGAGCCAGAUGAGGCUGCUGGACCUGCACCUGCGGCAGCUCCGCAAGGAUCUGCCUACGUGCUGCCCGCACCACGCACGGCCCUGCUGCCUGCACCAGCCCGAUGCCUGCCCCUGGGAGAGAAGGGCCAUCACCGCGAGGAUGGAUGUGGAGCGGGAACUCAAGAGCAUGCAAAGAAGGCUUAACAAGAUGGUACAUUCUUUCCAUGAUCACAGACUUCUGGCUUUGAUGGACGUGAAGGGUUUUGAUCCCAAGGAAGUCUCUGUAACGGUGAAAGAUGGGAAGGUGAAGGUGGUAGCGGAGCACGAGGAGGAGUACGCCACCUCAAGAGGGAAGGAGUAUAACUACAAAAACAUCUGUCAGGAAAUCAGCCUGCCGCCGGGGGUGAGUGAGGACGAGGUGACCUACUCGUUGUGCCCCAAUAAUGUUCUGAAGAUCGAAGCAGUAAGAUGCUGCCCUUGUCUUCCGAGCAGCUGAGCCACAGCAGGGAGCAACACCCAGGCACAGUCAUUCCUCUGCCACAUCUCUCCUCUCCAUCAGCUUUAGGUUUGUCCCGUUAAUCACGCACCAGCAGCUCCC